GCAGUGACACAGGAGGCGGCGGCGCGGCCUGGCCCUGGGAGGGGGUGGCGGGGGCCGGUUACCGGGGAGACCGGGCAGCACCCCACGCUCCAUGCGGCCCAGACCGGCGCCAUGACGCACUUCGACACGCAGUACCAGCGUCUGGAGGCCUCCUACAGCGACUCGCCCCCGGGAGAGGAGGAUCUGCUGGUGCACGUCCCCGAGGGCAGCAAAUCUCCCUGGCAUCACAUAGAGAACCUGGACCUCUUCUUCUCUCGCGUCUAUAACCUGCAUCAGAAGAACGGCUUCACCUGCAUGCUGAUUGGCGAGAUCUUUGAGCUCAUGCAGUUCAUUUUCGUCGUGGCCUUCACCACCUUCCUUGUCAGCUGCGUUGACUAUGACAUCCUGUUUGCCAACAAGAUGGUGAAUCACAGCCAGCACACCAGCGAGCUUGUCAAGGUGACACUGCCAGAUGCCUUUCUGCCUCCCAGCGUGUGCAGCGCAAGAAUCCAGCAGAACGGCUUUCUCAUUUCCAUCCUGGUGAUAGCGGGGGUUUUCUGGAUCCAUCGACUCAUCAAAUUUAUCUACAACAUCUGCUGCUACUGGGAGAUUCACUCCUUCUACAUCAACGCCCUCAAAAUCCCCAUGUCCAACCUGCCCUAUUACACCUGGCAGGAGGUGCAGGCUCGCAUCGUGCAGAUCCAGAAGGAGCAUCAGAUCUGCAUCCACAAGAAGGAACUGACGGAGCUGGACAUCUACCACCGCAUCCUGCGCUUCAAGAACUACGUGGUGGCCAUGGUGAACAAGUCGCUGCUGCCCAUCCGCUUCCACCUGCCUGGACUGGGCGACACCAUCUUCUACACCCGCGGCCUCAAGUACAAUUUCGAGCUCAUCUUCUUCUGGGGGCCUGGCUCGCUCUUUGAGAACGAGUGGAGCCUCAAGGCAGAGUACAAGCGGGGCGGCCACCGCCUGGAGCUGGCCGACAAGCUGAGCGGCCGCAUCCUCUGGAUCGGCAUCGCCAACUUCAUCCUCUGCCCCCUCAUCCUCAUCUGGCAGAUCCUCUAUGCCUUCUUCAGCUACACCGAGAUCCUGAAACGGGAGCCGGGCAGCCUGGGCGCCCGCUGCUGGUCGCUCUACGGCCGCUGCUACCUGCGCCACUUCAACGAGCUGGACCACGAGCUGCACUCCCGCCUCAGCAAGGGCUACAAGCCGGCCUCCAAGUACAUGAACUGCUUCAUCUCCCCCCUGCUCACCAUCGUGGCCAAGAACGUGGCCUUCUUCGCCGGCUCCAUCCUGGCCGUGCUCAUCGCCCUCACCAUCUACGACGAGGACGUGCUGGCUGUGGAGCACGUCCUCACCACCGUCACCCUGCUAGGCGUGGGCGUCACCAUCUGCCGGUCCUUCAUCCCAGACCAGCACCUCGUGUUCUGCCCAGAGCAGCUGCUGCGGGUAAUUCUGGCACACAUCCACUACAUGCCCGACCACUGGCAGGCCAACGCCCACCGCUACGAGACCCGGGAUGAGUUUUCUCAGCUCUUCCAGUACAAAGCGGCGUUCAUCCUGGAGGAGCUGCUGAGCCCCAUCGUUACCCCCUUGAUCCUCAUCUUCUGCCUGCGGCCCAAGUCCCUGGAGAUCAUCGACUUCUUCCGGAACUUCACCGUGGAGGUGGUGGGCGUGGGCGACACCUGCUCCUUCGCACAGAUGGACGUGCGCCAGCACGGGCACCCAGCGUGGAUGUCAGCGGGGAAGACUGAGGCCUCCGUCUACCAGCAGGCCGAGGAUGGCAAGACUGAGCUGUCCCUCAUGCACUUCGCCAUCACCAACCCCAAGUGGCAGCCGCCCCGUGAGAGCACGGCCUUCAUCGGCUUCCUCAAGGAGCACGUGCUGCGUGACAGCAGCGUGGCGCUGGCCCAGCAGGCCGUGCUGCCUGACAACGCCCUCUUCACCUCCAUCCAGUCCCUGCAGUCGGAAUCCGAGCCUCACAGCCUGAUUGCCAAUGUGAUCGCGGGCUCCUCGGCCCUGGGGUACGUGAGCCACGAGCUGCAGGCCUCCCGCCAGCUCUCCGAGGUGGCCUCUGCCCUGCGCUCCUUCUCCCCACUCCAGUCUGCCCAGCAAACUCACAGCGGCUUCCAGACAUCCGGGUCCCACGUGGAGGGGGCACCGCCCCGGGCCCACAGCACCAUGACGGCUUCUGGCACGGAUGCCAGAACAGCGAGCUCAGGGAGCAGCGCCUGGGAGGGCCAGUUACAGAGCCUGAUCCUGUCGGAAUACGCCUCCACCGAGAUGAGCCUGCACGCACUCUACAUGCAUGAGUUGCACAAGCAGCACACGCAGACAGAGCCUGAGCGGCAUGUGUGGCACCGGCGGGAGAGCGACGAGAGCGGGGAGAGUGCCCCGGAGGAGCCGGAUGCUCAGAAGGGAGCCCCCGCCGUCAUCCCCCGCUCUGCCAGCUACCCCUUCUCCUCACCGCGCCAGGCUGUGGAGGAGUCAGCCACCCUGCAGACGGGCUUCCAGCGCCGAUAUGGCGGCAUCACAGAUCCGGGCACAGUGCACAGAGCCCCAUCGCACUUCUCCCGCCUGCCUCUAGGGGGCUGGGCUGAGGACGGACAGUCGGCGCGACACCCGGAGCCGGUUCCAGAGGAGAGCUCGGAGGAUGAGCUUCCGCCUCAGAUACACAAGGUGUAGCUCUGGGGGUGAGGAUCUCGUGGGAUUCCGGACUCUGGAGCAGCCUGGGCAGCAGGACCUGGGGUCCCAGUCCCCUCCACUGUCCCGCAGAGGUGGGGCGGGCAGAGGUGCCUAGUGCUGGCGUUCAUGCUGAAGGGACAGAACCACCAUGUCAGCGCCUUGCGGUGGAAGCUUCUGUACAGACGUGUGUCAAGCCAACAUCACUCUGACUCAUACUCAUGUUGGGUGAAUGCGUGUGUGAGUACAUACGUGUAUCCGUGUCCGCAUAUGUGUUGUCCGUGUCGGAGGGAAUCGGCCAAGAGCUGCACAGAUCACUGCAGAGCCUACGCGAGGCCAGCGACCCGCAGCUGGCAGGGGAGAGCUCUGCGGCUGCCGGCGGGUCAGGCUACUGUGGAGUCCCUGAGCAGAGCCAGCGAUGCCUCUUCCACAGUCCAACUAAAGACCCUCCUUCGAGCUGCAGCCGGCCUGGCCCGCCCGGGUUCCCGCCAGGGGAGGGACGCAUCAGAAUCUAUUUUUGUAACGAGGGUGGAGAGUUGGGUUCCCCUGAGGACGUGCAUGCUGGAGUCCGACCUCUGCUGGGGCCUUUACAAGGCUGUGCCCUCCCCCAAAGCCCAGGCAGCUCUGUGUGUUCUGGCUCCGACCUGUCCUGUCCAUGGUGCGAGGAGUGCCACUGCUCCUGGCACAGUGCUCCCCCCAAGUGACCCCACUUGCUGCUAUUGUCCGUGGGUCCCAGCGCCUCAGCCCCUCUAGCCUCAGAGCACAGACAGCCUGGGCAGCAGCAGUGAGCCUCCCGGGUGCCAAAGCCCUGCUGUCUUGCGGCUAGAGGGGAGCUCCAGCUCCAGGGCCUCUGCUGAGCCUGCCGGCCGGCGGGCUGCUUCUCAUACUGGCCCUGGCCCUCUGGGAACUAACCAUGCCCCCCCCAGCAGCCUCCCCUUGGACGGCAGAGCGGGGGGACAGGGGCCCCCUCAGUCAACACUAAUGGUGCAAGUCAAAGGAGAGAAUCAGGUGACUCGAGUAGCUUUGUUCCCCCCCGCCCCACCCCCACCCCCACCCGCUGCUCUGGGGAGGCCCAGCCCAAGGGGAAGUCUGGCCUGGGCCCCUAGCCUGGGACUGGACUCUUUGCUGGGGAGCUGGGGCCAGGCUGUGCCGCCCUCCUUGUAAAUCAUUAGCACAGGGGCGGGGGGGGGCGGCUCCGGCCAAUCAAGGUUAUUGAGUGACAGCGGCAGCUUCCAGAGGCCAGUGUAACUCUCCCUGCUACUCCCUGCAUCGCCCCCAGCCCUGCUCAUGUGGGCCUCAGGCCGGGGCCCCCUGCUCCCACCGCGCUGAGCCCGAGCUAAGGGUCAGCCCCACGGUGCUCUGCACUGAACGGCUGCGGGGCAGGACUCCUGGGGUGUCUCCCCAGCUCUGCCACUGGCUUGCUGUGUGAUGGGGGUGGGUCUCUUGGCUGACAAGCUCCCCUGCAGCCCGGGCUGCUCCGGCAUCCUGCCUGUCGGGCAGAGCACUGACUAUUCCGGGGGGUGGGGAAGGUGUCUUUUAAUACUGCCACCUGGUUCUCCUCAAGGGGCUUGGGUCCCCGCCUUUCCGUGGGGCAAGCCCUGAGCUUCUCUAGCCCAGCCUAUUGGUGCUUUACAGGUUUGAUGAGGGACAAAGCGCUUCAGUGGCCUUUGAAACGGGGCAAGUCUCCAGCAAACCAGCGCCAGGCCGGCCCCUCUGCCCUGGCGCCUGGAACAGGCAGACCUCAGGCUCCCUUCACAGCAGAAACCAGGCGUGGCCAGAGCGCAGCCUGCUGGGCUGCUGCCCCCUGCAGAGGUGCAGCCCUGCGAGGGGGCAGGGCCCAGUGGGCAGUUAGUUCUGUCUCAGGCCAGUGUGGCUGGGGCUACAUGCUGGGAAAUGUCGUUCCUGGGUCGCACCUCUGCAUUAAUGGCUGUGCCGUGUACAACGGGCUAGGCAGAGCUUGUCGUCCCCUGCCAAGGCUCCUUGGGGGAUGCACUCAGCCCGGAGCUCCUGUUCUUAGCACAGGGUCUCCAAGCCUGAGCCGCAGCCCCCAUCUGAGAGCUCUGAGCCCUGGGGAAGACUGGGCCUUUCUGAAGGGGUGACUGGCAGCUGCUCCGGGCUGCGACUCCUGGAGGUGAGGCCUGGAGCAGCCGGAGAACCUUGCCACGUGCUGUGCUUGUGUCUGUCCGUUGCCUGUGUGCAUGGCAAGCUGCCCUCCCCUCCUGUUCCGUUGUGACACCAGCGGGGGGGGUGUGGGCGCGGAGCUGUUUGGGCAUGUGCUGACUAGCCGAGCUCGUGCCCCUCGCUGGGAGCUGUAGAGCCAUUUAAUAAAGAGGGGGCGUUUCAUUCA
Molecule: messenger RNA, 5008 nt
Organism: Gopherus evgoodei (Goodes thornscrub tortoise)
Lineage: Eukaryota; Metazoa; Chordata; Testudines; Testudinidae
Gene: ATG9A
Product: autophagy related 9A
Exons: 15
Coding region: 112-2664 (850 amino acids)
Biological process (GO): autophagy of mitochondrion; protein localization to phagophore assembly site
Cellular component (GO): autophagosome; phagophore assembly site
Source: RefSeq, a predicted model, not a curated record